AUGUAUAUUAAACAUGUGUCUUUUCAGGAUCUAUCGCCGUCGUUGAUAGACGAUCAGGCACGGUCUUUGAAAGAAUCCAAUAAACCGAUAACGUACAAUAACCCGUUCAUUCAUGUUCCACCGCAGUUCAAUCCAUUAUAUAGUGAUCCAAGUGUGCGAGAGGGUUCUCAGAGUGAGAGUGUUUCGAACGAUAGUGGAGUGCACGAUUUCAGCAUGAAAAGGCCACAAUUAUCUACAGACCUGGGUUUCUGUUCUUCUCAACAAGACGUUGGACUAAGAAAUAUGCUAGGACCCACUUUAUCGAAUGACAAUUCAGAGUAUGGUUCUAUGAAUGGGCUCCGUAGAAGUAAGACCGGUAUGUCUUCUGUCUCUAGUGCGAGUACCUCGUUGACCAGAGCUGCUACUUCGUCAUCUGCUAAGUUACCACCUCCUCCAGCAGUGUCCAUAUUGAAGCGGGAUUCACUUGAUGAUCUGCAUCGUGAACAUUCACCUGAUGGGAUUGACUUGACAGUAAUUGAUCCUCAAAUGGAGAAAAGAAUUGAAAAGGUAACCACGUCAAAUACUCUGGAAAAUGCAGGCAACAAAUACGGAUCGGGAUACACUACGUCGGCAUUUGCAAAUUUAAACGAAUUAGAGGAUAAAUUGAUAAAGAAACAGGAGAAAAAAGCGGAACCAGAGAAAAGGAAGAAGUCUUACAUGGAUAUGACAGAUGAAGAAUUAGCUCAGUUGGAAAAACAGCUUCGGUCUGGUGGGAGGGAAACCAAUACAGAUUUGAACAGUUUUGAUUUCAGUCAACAGUAUAAGCUAUACAUCGGAAACACCGUUGUUAAACCUUCUCCCAGUAGCAAGUCGUCCGGAGCUGGUGGAAAACCCUCUGAUAUGACAUUAAAUUAUCCAUCACGCCCAUCAAUAACACAUAAGGCCAUUUCAAUUACAAAGGAACAUACAGACUACAGGAAGCGUUAUACGGAUACGAAUACUAGGACAGUUGUUUGUUUUUUGAACGGUAGGAGACAUACUUGGGCAACUGUUGAUUGGUUCAUCAAAGAAGCUGCUAGAGAUGGUGACCAUUUGGUUGUUGCAACCAAUCUACCAAUGUAUGAAGAGUUGAUUAACAUGUUGAAAAAGAAUGAAUCUUCCGAAACUGGAAGCACUAAAACAAAGUUGGAAGAAUUCACGUUCGAUGGUAAAAUUAAAAACAAAACACCAAGUGCAGUUGUACAGUUACCAUUCCGCCAAGUGGGUAUGAUAAUCAACGAAUUGGAUCAACUUACAAGAUAUAAAUGUGAAAAUAUGUUAAACUACUAUGCAGCGAAAUGUCAGGACAAGGUUAUGAAAAUAACUAUAGAAUUGGUGAAAGAACUGUCCGCAAAACCGCUUGUCACACAUGUUAUGGAUCUUUACAGGCCAAAUUUCCAUGUUGUUUCCACAAUUUCGACUAACUUAAGCAUCAAGUUCAGGAAUGGGAACGUUAAAUUGCCCAAUUUCCUUUAUAGACAUCUUUGGGUUCCUACUGUUAUAAUUCCCUUUGAGUUUAUCGAUCCAUAUCAUCUUGGUGAAGCCAAGAAACCGAUGCAUAAGACUGUUUCGAUUUCCACAAAAGAUGAUCAAUUUGCAUUCCUCGAUAGAUGUAUCAUCAAAUCCCUGAACGAUGUUUUGGGUACUAGCUCUAAGAAUGACCACACACCUAGGGGCAUUGAAGACGUUUAUGAACAUGGAAAUGACGAUAUGGUUAGUAUAGACAGUGAGGCAGAUAAAGGAAUUACAGACUAUUUCCCCACGUCGCCCGAAGCGCAACGGAGGAAGCAACACAUAGAAAGAUUGGGAUACGUUCCACCAGAGCCAACUAGGUUCAAGAAUAACAGUUUUGGUCCAGUAGCUUCCAGAAACUCGACUAUGAGUAGUAGACGGUCAUCUAGAGUUUAUUUUGCCGAUGAGCCAGGAAUGUAUAAAGUGAAAUCAUUAUUGGGAGGCGAUGACGAUUCUUCGAGCAUAGUUAGAAGAGUCAAGAGCGAGAAACUGCCAUCCGUCUCCAGCCCAAAACGGCCUUCUACAUCAUACUCGUAUAGUGCAAAAGUACAUCCGACCUCUACAACAAACGGGAAAGGAACAAAUAGAAAAUCCAAUUCUGGACUGAAGACUGCUACAAGUGGAAAAUCAUCGAUCUCAUCAGCACACCAAUUACAUUCCGCUACAAAUGGUUCAAGUGCAAGCGCUCAAACUCAAACCAAAUCAAAAUCAAAAUCCAAGCUUGGUGGCAUGUUCAGGAAAAUGUUUGGCGUCAAGAGCAACGCUGCCUAA
Kluyveromyces lactis is the source of this 2301-nucleotide messenger RNA. RefSeq lists its product as uncharacterized. NCBI's taxonomy places the organism in Eukaryota, Fungi, Ascomycota, Saccharomycetes, Saccharomycetales, Saccharomycetaceae. The record is from RefSeq and is a predicted model, not a curated record. Bases 1 to 2301 code for a protein of 766 amino acids. The transcript has a single exon.